CCCGCCCCCGACGGGCCGCAGUCUCCGGCGCCGCUGCCAUGAAGGAGCAGAAGGAGAACUGCUCGCAGGCUGCUCCCAGCGAGGCGCCGGCGCCGCCCGCCCCCGCCGCCUGCCCGCCGGGUAGGCAGCAUUGUAGGCUCAAUGAUCAAGAAGCUAAUGGGAAAAACUCAACUGCCAGUUCGAAUGACUUCAGUGAUCCAGUUUACAAAGAAAUUGCUAUAACCAAUGGUUGUAUCAACAGGAUGACCAGAGAAGAACUCAGAAGUAAACUUGCAGAGUUCAAGCUUGAAACCAGAGGAGUGAAAGAUGUGCUGAAAAAGAGACUCAAAAACUACUACAAGAAACAGAAACUGAUGCAGAAGGAACCCAUUAAUGGAGACAACUACUAUGACUACAUCUGUGUUGUCGACUUUGAAGCAACAUGUGAAGAAGGAAACCCACCUGAAUUCAUACAUGAAAUAAUUGAGUUUCCUAUUGUCUUACUAAACACACAUACCUUGGAAAUAGAGGAUACCUUUCAGCAGUACGUGAAGCCAGAAAUUAAUCCCAAGCUUUCAAACUUCUGUAUCAGUCUGACAGGAAUCACCCAGGACAUUGUGGAUAAAGCUGAUACAUUUCCUCAAGUUCUGCAGAAUGUGGUAGAGUGGAUGAGACAACGAGAAUUGGGAACAAAGUAUAGCUAUUGCAUGUUGACAGAUGGAUCUUGGGAUAUGAGCAAAUUUCUGAACAUCCAGUGCCGUGUUAGCCGUAUCAAAUACCCUUCUUUUGCCAAAAAGUGGAUCAACAUUCGCAAAUCAUAUGGAAACUUCUAUAAGGUUCCUAGGAAUCAGACCAAGUUGACAAUCAUGCUCGAAAAGCUGGGCAUGAAUUAUGAUGGGAGACCUCACAGUGGACUUGAUGACUCCAAAAACAUUGCAAGGAUAGCUGUAAGGAUGUUGCAGGAUGGCUGUGAACUGCGGGUGAAUGAGAGAAUGCAUGCUGGACAGCUUAUGACAGUUUCCUCCUCAACCCCCUUAGAGGGAGCUCCUGCUCCACAAAUGCCUCGAUACAGAAACUAGCAGUUCCGGGAAUCUGCCUUAGGAUCUGCUCUGUGAUACCCGAUAAGGACUGUUAAGAGCUUGUUAAAUGGCCAUCUCUGCCAGUCUGUCUGCAAUGCAGAAUUUGAAAGCACCUUAACUAAGCUUCUCUGUUGAAAUAGAGAUGAGCAUGGAAGCUCAUUGCUCUUUGAAACCUGUGUUGCAGCCUUACGAGUUGCUGGGGUUUUUUUAUACUGAUUAUUUUGGUGUUGCUGUUUGCAGCUUUUUUAGCAGCAGGGUUGAUCUUCAGAAUCCAGGCAAUGUGUUAAGCUUUUAAGGUCAUGUAAUUCAUGUAAAACACAUGCAAAGAUCAACAAGGCCUGUGCACUGCUGUUCCACCCCAGGCUGUUCACUAUGCUGUGCUUUAAUGAUAUCUAGCAUCUGAUUAUUCACUGCACACAAAUAAGACAUUGCUGGAAUAACUGAAAUAGUGAGUAGUCAGGCUGGCCUUUCCUGAUGAGGCACUCUUCUAAUUCUAGGAGAAAUGGGAACAUGUUCCUCAGUUCUAAAGCAUAGGAGAAAUAAUGUGUUGUUUGGGGGGUUGUUGGUUUGUUUUCCUUUAAGGGGUAUGUUUAUCUGCUUCCACAUCAAAUAAAAGAGCUGAGCAUUGCAUAAAAAUUCCAUUAAUGCAGUACAAUAGUAGUUCUUUUUGACCUGGAUUUAAAAUCAGAAGCUUCUUCAGAUUUUCACCUUGAGGAUCUUAUCUCCUAUUCCUGCUGCAUCCGUAGCUGCACUUCAUUUAAUGUCAUUUUAUAGACACUGUCAGCCAUUUGGACUUAGAAACAAGUGAAGUAAAGAUAAGUUCAGAACAUGUGAGACUGUAAAAAGAUUUAUGCUGCGUGGGCAUUACAUAAAACAAAGCAAGAAGCUUCUAGUUAAUAGACACACUCAGCUGGUUUUGGUACCUUCUCAUACCUCUGCCACCAUGAAGUUACACCUUUAUCUCAAAAUCUGGCAUGGGAAGAUUAAUACAACGUUAUGAGUAAGGGCCAUCUAAUUAUUAACACCUUCAGCUUUUAUCCUAGGCCCUAUGAAGGUGAUACUUAAAAGGCCAAAGUGUUAAUUUCUUCACCUCCAUGGGCUUUUGCGAAGUCAAGAUUAAUAUGAUGACCUUUGUGUUAGAAUGGCUUGUUCUGAAAAAUUUUGGUUGGUUUUAUUG
This is a messenger RNA of Dryobates pubescens (Downy woodpecker), 2235 nucleotides long. RefSeq names its product exoribonuclease 1 (gene ERI1). Lineage: Eukaryota; Metazoa; Chordata; Aves; Piciformes; Picidae. Gene Ontology annotation, molecular function: 3'-5'-RNA exonuclease activity; nucleic acid binding. Gene Ontology annotation, cellular component: nucleolus; cytoplasm. The record is from RefSeq and is a predicted model, not a curated record. Gene Ontology annotation, biological process: exonucleolytic trimming to generate mature 3'-end of 5.8S rRNA from tricistronic rRNA transcript (SSU-rRNA, 5.8S rRNA, LSU-rRNA). The transcript has 7 exons. Bases 39 to 1058 code for a protein of 339 amino acids.